GAGUUCCGGGCUGGCAGGCGGGCGGGCGGGCGGCGGUGUCGGCCGGGCCCCCUCUCCCGCUGCAAGCCCCACCUUUCGGCUUUCCCGCACCGUCAAUCAAAAUAGGAAAAAAAACCCCGGAGUAGGCUCGGGCCGCCGCCGCCGCUUCAGCCCGUGAGCACAAUAAGCAUGUCCCCGGCGGCAGCCGCCUAGCCCCAGCCAGCAGGGCCUGUGUGCGAGCCAGCCCGCCUGCCUGCCUCCCGCCCAGCCAGCCAGCCAGCCGGCCGCUCGCACUCACACCAUGACCGCUCCCGAGAAGCCCGUGAAACAAGAGGAAAUGGCUGCCUUGGACGUGGACAGCAGCAGCCACAGCGAGUAUCUCCAGCACGGCAACGGCGCCGCCUCGGCCUCCGCCGGGGCGGCCGCCACCCAGGACGCUCAGCCGUCACCGCUCGCUCUGCUGGCGGCCACCUGCAGCAAGAUCGGCCCGCCGUCGCCGGAGGAGGAUGAGGCCGCCGCCGCCGCCGCCGCCUCUCACUCUGCCGGAGCGACAGGAGAUUUGGCUUCUGUGCAAUUAACAGGAACCCCAAAUAGAUGGGAGGUCUUGUCUGCAGCUCCUACCACUAUAAAGGAUGAAGCUGGUAAUAUAGUACAGAUUCCAGGUGCUGCCACAGUAACUUCAAGUGGGCAGUAUGUUCUUCCUAUUCAGAGUUUGCAAAAUCAACAAAUCUUUUCUGUUGCACCAGGAUCAGAUUCGUCGAAUGGUACUGUGUCCAACGUACAGUACCAAGUAAUACCCCAGAUCCAGACAGCGGAUGGUCAACAGGUUCAGCUUGGCUUUGCAGCCUCUUCUGAUAAUAGCAGUAUAAAUCAAGAAACUGGUCAAAUUCAGAUCAUUCCCGGCUCUAAUCAAACCAUCAUUGCAUCUGGAACACCUUCGACUAAUAUUCAGAAUAUUUUAUCACAGUCUGGCCAAGUCCAGGUUCAGGGAGUUGCAAUUGGUGGUUCGUCUUUUCCUGGCCAAGCACAAGUAGUUGCUAACGUCCCUCUUGGACUGCCAGGAAAUAUUACUUUUGUACCCAUAAAUAGUGUUGAUCUAGAUUCUCUGGGACUUGGAAGUGGUUCUCAAACCAUGACAGCAGGCAUUAAUGCAGAUGGGCACUUGAUAAAUACUGGACAGGCCAUGGAUAGUUCAGAUAAUUCUGAACGGACUGGUGAGCAAGUUUCUCCUGAAAUUACAGAAACCGCCACUGAUAAUGACUUAUUUGUGCCAACAUCAUCUUCAUCACAAUUGCCCGUUACCAUAGACAGUUCAAGUAUAUUGGAACAAAAUGCAAACAACUUGACCACAACUAGUGGUCAGGUUCACAGUUCUGAUCUUCAGGGAAAUUACAUCCAGACGUCAGUCUCUGAUGACACGCAGGCUCAGAAUAUUCAGGUCUCCACAGCACAGCCAAUUGUACAACACAUACAGCUUCAAGAGUCUCAGCAGCCAACCAGUCAAGCCCAGAUUGUACAAGGUAUUGCGCAACAGACAAUCCAUGGUGUGCAAGCAAGUCAAAGUAUAUCUCAACAGGCUCUUCAAAAUCUUCAACUGCAGCUGAAUCCUGGGACUUUUUUAAUUCAGGCACAAACAGUGACCCCUUCUGGGCAGAUAACAUGGCAGACAUUUCAAGUGCAAGGAGUUCAGAACUUGCAGAACUUGCAAAUUCAAAAUGCACCUGGUCAACAAAUAACUCUAACCCCUGUGCAGACUCUCACUCUUGGCCAAGUUGCAGCAGGUGGGGCGUUGACAUCAACUCCAGUUAGUCUAAGCACUGCUCAAUUGCCAAAUCUACAGACAGUUACAGUAAACUCUAUAGAUUCUGCUGGUAUUCAGCUGCAUCAAGGAGAAAAUGCUGGCAGUCCUGCAGAUAUUAGGAUUAAAGAAGAGGAGCCUGAUCCAGAAGAGUGGCAGCUCAGUGGUGAUUCUACACUGAAUACCAAUGAUCUAACACAUUUGAGAGUACAGGUGGUAGAUGAGGAAGGGGACCAACCACAUCAAGAGGGAAAAAGACUGCGACGAGUAGCUUGCACAUGUCCGAACUGCAAAGAGGGCGGUGGAAGAGGCUCCAACUUGGGAAAAAAGAAGCAACACAUUUGUCACAUACCAGGGUGUGGCAAAGUGUAUGGGAAGACUUCACAUCUGAGAGCUCAUCUCCGCUGGCAUUCUGGAGAGCGCCCAUUUGUUUGUACUUGGAUGUUCUGUGGCAAGAGGUUCACUCGCAGUGAUGAGCUCCAGCGACACCGAAGGACGCACACAGGUGAGAAGAAAUUUGUCUGUCCGGAAUGUUCAAAACGCUUUAUGAGAAGUGACCAUCUUGCCAAACACAUUAAAACACAUCAGAAUAAAAAAGGUAUUCACUCCAGCAGUACAGUGCUGGCAUCAGUAGAAGCAACACCUGAUGAUACUUUGAUUACUGCAGGAGGAACAACACUUAUCCUUGCAAAUAUUCAACAAGGUUCUGUUUCAGGAAUAGGAACUGUUAAUACAUCUGGCACCAGCAAUCAGGAUAUUCUUACCAACACUGAAAUACCUUUACAGCUUGUCACAGUUUCGGGAAACGAGACAAUGGAGUAAAUAUUACACAAGAUACCUAUUAAUUGUGGUUAUUUUUAUACAGUAGUGAGAAGAAUAUUGUUCCUAAGUUCUUAGAUAUCUUUUUAUUGAUGUGCAAAAAUUUUUGGAUUGACAGUAACUUGGUUAUACAUGACACUGAAAUGCCUUACUUUGUAUGAUAUUCCAUAGUAUAUUAAAAUGGUAAAAUUGCAUGGGUUUUGUAGGUACUUUUGGAAUCUAGAAGAGAUGAAAUUUUACCAAGUUAUAUUAAAAAAAAAAAAAAAAAAGAAUUUAACGAUGGAAAUGGUAGUCUAACCAAAUGCAUCAAUCCUGUGUGGUUUAGUGUAAAAAAAAUGAGAACAUGUUGGUAUUUAUCUAUUGUAAGAUAAAAGAAGUUGAUGGGUGAAAAGAAAUCAUGUUAUGAUAAAAGAAAUUUUGUAAUUUUCUUGAUGACUGGAAUUUUUAUUAUGCAUAACUGACAAAUCAAGUUUCCAAGCAAAUGUUACAUAGUGUAGGCUUUACUUAGCUCAUCAACUUGUCAUUUUGAAGCUAAUUAUUUUAAUUAGGUUAACUAUGUACAAUAUUUUAAGCAUUACUCUUGUAAGAUUUUGAAAACUACAUUUUAACAUGGAACUCUAGGGAUAGUCACCUUUUAAAUCCUAUUGAAAAGCCAUGUUUAAGAUUUAAUUUGCCAAAAUGAUGUCUUGUUAAUAUUCUUUCAAUAACCAAGGUGGGCAAUAUAACCAAUGUUUAAAAAGCUUAAAAUGUUAAAAAAAAGUAUGUAUAGGUUGAGGCAUUUGGGUGGUAAGGCAAAUGUUAUAGUGAAGUAUAUCCCUUCUUUUGAACAUUGGAGGACCAAAAAUAAGGUGUAUUGCGUCUCAGCAGUCAUUUUUAUCAAAUCUUUUUCCAAAAAUCAUCUGUCUGCCAGGGCCUUAAAAGCCAUCUUGUAAAUUACGAGUAAAAUAUAACAUAUGCAAAUACAACAGAAAAAUCACUUCCACAUUGACAGUACUCCCAAACAUAUGGAUAUAGUCAUAGUGAACUAGGGGUUUUAUGAGGUUUUUAUUUGUUUGUUGUUUAGUUUUUGGUUAGUCAAUCUGCAUUUAAAUAUCAGCCAUCUUUCCUUUUUUGCUUCUUCCCUUAAAAAUUGUAUGUAUCCAGUACAUUUAACUGAUAAACGUAUAUGUUUUUUAUUAUGCUGAAUUUUCUUUUUAUUUUUUAAUUACUGUUUAUAUUUUCAAUUAUAGAAAAAUGUACAAAAUGAAGUUAUAUAGCCAGUCUGUAAGUGCUAUACCAUUUUCAAAAAUGUACAACAAUAAUUACUGCAGUUCACCUAUUUACAAACAUUUGGAAAUCUGUUCAUUUGUUAUUCUUAAAACCACCUCAAAUUUAAAGGCUACCUUAUUGUACGUUUAAAGUGUAUUAUAACAGUGUGGUAGUUAAUAAAACACUAUUUUUUUUUUCUUUUGA
Calypte anna (Anna's hummingbird) is the source of this 4048-nucleotide messenger RNA. It is a transcript of the gene SP3, whose product is annotated as Sp3 transcription factor. The transcript is spliced from 7 exons. Gene Ontology annotation, molecular function: DNA-binding transcription factor activity, RNA polymerase II-specific; RNA polymerase II cis-regulatory region sequence-specific DNA binding. Lineage: Eukaryota; Metazoa; Chordata; Aves; Apodiformes; Trochilidae. Gene Ontology annotation, biological process: regulation of transcription by RNA polymerase II. The record is from RefSeq and is a predicted model, not a curated record. The coding region runs from base 281 to 2599 and encodes 772 amino acids.